Molecule: messenger RNA, 864 nt
Organism: Carya illinoinensis
Lineage: Eukaryota; Viridiplantae; Streptophyta; Magnoliopsida; Fagales; Juglandaceae
Product: DNAJ protein JJJ1 homolog
Exons: 2
Coding region: 1-864 (287 amino acids)
Source: RefSeq, a predicted model, not a curated record
AUGAAUAAUGGGGGCAGUUCUAAAGUGGGGUCCGCCUGUUAUUUUGAUCCAUCACAGGUUCACGGCGGGACCCAGAAGCUGGCUCUCCAGCUCCACCCGGACAAGCUCGUCCAGUCCGGCUUCUCCCAGGCCGAAGCCACCGCUCGGUUCCAAGAGCUGGCCCACGCCUACGAGGUCCUCUCCGACCCCAAAGAGCGUGCCUGGUACGAUUCCCACCGCUCCCAGAUUCUCUUCUCCGAUCCCAGUUCGACCACCAACUCCGCCGUCCCCGACCUAUUCUCCUUCUUCUCCAGCACUGCCUUCUCCGGCUACUCCAACUCCGGUCGUGGGUUCUACAAGGUCUACUCGGAUCUUUUUGGUAAAGUCUAUGCCAACGAGAUCGAUUUCGCCAGAAAAUUGGGUUUGGGGCUGGACUCGGUCCGCGAAGCUCCUGUCAUGGGGGAUCUGGAGAGUCCGUACGCGCAGGUGACUGCGUUCUACAACUAUUGGCUAGGGUUUUCCACGGUGAGGAAGAAGGAGGAAGAGAGGGAGAGGAAGAGAGCGUUGGAGAGGGAGAGAUUGGAGAAGCUUAGGGAUUACGUGGAGCCAGAUUCCUCCAAACAAGAGGUGGUCCAGUUGAUCAAGCGCUUCGGGGCUUAUCUCACCAUCAAGAUUUCCAAGCUCCUCCCGAUCUCCCUCCAAAACCUGGAUUCACGAUCUGUUGGGGCCAUUGCGGGGCUUGCUGUUGCAAUAGUCUUCACUUGGAGGCUUUUGAGAUCACCUAGUCAACCUCAAAGAAGGCAACCCAAACGGCAAGCUGGUACACCCAGUAGUUCGGGUGCCAAUACCAAUUCAAAUCCUGGUUGGAACCGACUGGCAUAUUGA